This is a messenger RNA of Lacerta agilis (Sand lizard), 675 nucleotides long. RefSeq names its product B-cell differentiation antigen CD72-like. The transcript is spliced from 4 exons. The record is from RefSeq and is a predicted model, not a curated record. Gene Ontology annotation, cellular component: plasma membrane. Gene Ontology annotation, molecular function: transmembrane signaling receptor activity. Lineage: Eukaryota; Metazoa; Chordata; Lepidosauria; Squamata; Lacertidae. The coding region runs from base 1 to 675 and encodes 224 amino acids.
AUGUCACAGGAUGUGACCUACGCUGACCUGCGGUUCGUGAGGGCCCCUCCGGAGAAGAGCCAGGAGAAAGGUACACAGAGCCAACUGGACCAGAUCCGGAUGCCCCCCUCCGUGCCUCACCCCUUGUCUCCUCUUCCAGACCCCAGCGAGGGAGAGCUGACCUAUGAGAACAUCCAGGGCCCCCCUUGCCAGGAGGAGAGGACUCCCACCCCCACAGAGGGUACAAAAGAGUCAGACCGUCGGACCUGGUACGCCAUCCUGGCAUUGUUGGCUGCCUGCCUCUUCCUUCUCUCCACUGCCAUAGGACUGGGGGUCCGAUACUGGCAGGUCUUACAGCAGCUGCAGCAGGCAAAUGAAGGUGGCAGCACCCUGGAACGGAGAAUUGGCUCCCAGGAGGGCAGCCUGGCCCAGACCCGGGUCCAGCUGGAAGAGGCCAAGGAGGAGCUCCACUCCACCAACGGGACCCUCUGGAAUUGCUGGGCUGCUGGGAACAGGACACAGGGGCGGCUGAGGGAAGCCAACGAGAGCCUGAUGCGCACGCAGCAGGAAAAGGAUGCAGUUCAGCAACAACUGGACCAGACCAUGAAGAGUUUGGAGGAAGCCGAAUCUUGCCAAGUGAUUGAACUGAAUAUAUUGGGACUUGUAGAAGUUCUAGCGGCAACUGCGUUCAAAUGA